AUGCAGGCGCCCAACAGCGUUCGAGGCUAUUCGGAUUUCUUUGCCUCUGGGUUUCGCGCAGUUGCAACCCGCAUACCAUCUUCCCCAGGCUCACGCAACUCACUAGAGUCUAUUACCAACGCUCCUGCUCGCUCUCGACGGUCCUUUGCCGAUAUUACUCACCGUCGCCCACGCCCGACAUCCAUGUUCGUUUCCAACACAAGCUCAACGCCAUCCGAAACUCGUGAGAAGAGUUCCCGUGGGCGGCGUUCGUCCUUUGUCACAUUCUCUUCACGGCUGUUCGAGCGCAUAACCUCUGUUUAUGGAGACGAGAAUUCUACCAUUUCAUCAAGCUCGAGGAGGAGCAGCAAGAGCUUCCGUUUCUUUGGUUCAGACCAUGAAAGUGUGCCAGACAGUGGCAUGUGGAUAUCAACGGGCGGACCACACACGCCUUCUGCGCCCAAUGGAAGGUAUGUAAGACAUUCCCUUUCUCUCCCGUUGCCGGUUGCGAUCCCAUGCACGGUCGUUACUACCCCGAACAAAAGUGACUCACAUACCUUCCUUUGUCUAUCGCUACCCCCUUACAGUUCUGCUUUACAUCAGCCCAUCGACCCUUUUACAUCUUCUCCCGACGCCAGGUCGAUGUUCAUUGAUCUUUCAUCAGACAGUUCUCCUUCUGGGACUCCCAAACGAGAGUCAUUCCUAUCUCUCACCGGCUCGUCGUCAAACCGCUCUUCGCUUAUCUUCUCUCGACGAGAGCGGCCGACAUCCAUUCAUACCAUGCCACUACCUUCCCGUUCUCGCCGUUCUUCUUUACAAUAUCGCGCACCAAGCCAGGAGAAAUCCGACUUCUUCUUGAUUCUCGAAGAAGAACCCGGUCUGGCUGCUGAACCCAUUCUCGAAGACGAGCGUGACGACUGGGACGCACCUGCCAAAAUCGACUGGCGACAGUUUCACAUCGAUAUCCUUACAGACGACUCACAUUGA
This is a messenger RNA of Psilocybe cubensis, 966 nucleotides long. RefSeq lists its product as uncharacterized. The coding region runs from base 1 to 966 and encodes 321 amino acids. The record is from RefSeq and is a predicted model, not a curated record. The transcript has a single exon. Lineage: Eukaryota; Fungi; Basidiomycota; Agaricomycetes; Agaricales; Agrocybaceae.